CUUUCAGUGACAUUUGGAAGGAGGCCAGGAGCCACCAGCGCCGCCUUUGGGGGCGGGUAACAGUGACCAUACAUCCCUGCGUGCCCCCAGGGCUGGGGCGCACACCUCGGCAGAGAGUCCCAAGCAGCACGAACCAGCUGAUCCUCCUCUGCAAGGGAGGAGGAGUCGCAGGGCUUUGGAUCCCGGCACCGCCUGGAAGCAUCACCCCCACCCGCGGACAAGUGCUGCCAGGAAUAAGGAGAACCCUCGAGGCGUUGGGCGAGGGCAGGGUGCCGGCGCUGGCUCGACCCGCUCCAGCCACAACCUCUCCAUCAGGUUCCUGCCGCCUGCGCUGCCACCGAGAUGUGCCGAGCGGCUCUACGGCAGGGCCGGCAGCCCCGACUCCCACUCUCCCAUUUGCUGCCCCCUCUUUACAGUCCAGCAUCUGCCUUCAGCGAAGGACACGGGUCCAGCACUCGGGUCGGCAGAGCCUCCCUGCCCCAGCCGAGCACACCCAGCCCCACCGCAGCAUCGCGCUGGGGGUCCCCAAGCCUCCUCAGCCCCUUCUCCAGCCGGCUCCGUCCCGCAGCCAAGCCCCGGUCCCACUCACACCCCCUGGUCCCCGAUGCAGCAACUGCUCCGUCAGCGCGUGUGCCUGAGGCAGAGCGUGGUCGGGCUCCCCAAGUCGGGGGGGCUCGCUCGGGUUUCACCCGAGUCACAAGACACAGUAACUAGCACGGGGCCAAGCACAAACCCCAGCACAGAAAGGAAAUGUCUCUGUGUGCCAGAAGCCAGACUGGUCCCCACGCGCUUCGGACGCGCCUCAGAGUUUCUCUCGCCUGUUGGUCACAUCGCACACCUGGUGUGAAGCCCCUCAGAGACCCCAGCCUACCCCGAUCAGUCUCUCGUACCCGUACGAGUCACCGCUGUGAUUAAUUUGAUGGGAGCCCGUUCUGUGAGCCCCCAGGGACACGGCCCGUAUCUGCGCUGCUCCUAGGGAAUGGAGUGGGUGCCCAGCACAGGCUCUUCCCGUGGGGAUCCGAGCCCAGUCAGCUGCCCUGAACCCCCAGGCUGAACAUAAAAGCCUACGGGAAGGCGAGAGACCAUUUCUCCUUCCAUCUUCUGGGGGGAAAGAAAGCAUCCCUGAGGCUCUGCGCAGGCUUUCUCGGACAGCUCUGGCAGAAAUAUUCCUGGUGGUGCCUGUACACUAUCAUCACGCUCAGCCGCCGCGGCUGGGAACGCGCGGACACCCUCCACCACCAGGCGCUGGGUCUCUGCCCCCCCGCCCUGCCAGCCGGAUUCCUCGCGUGCCUAAGGACGCUUUAAAAAAGUAAAGUUAUUUCAGGCAAGAUUUCUCCUCUUCUCGGAGCCUCUCUCGGCCAGUUCGCUCUGGCAUCCACCUCCCUCGGCCUCGGGGGCGCCCCCCGGGGCUCUCGCCCCGCUGCUGGGGGGGGGGGACGGCGGGUGACACCAGCUGGGGACAGCGCCCGGGUACCCCGUGCGCACGAAGACCUGGCUGCUCUUAAUCUCACAAGAUGCUGCUUCUACCUCAGGUCUCCCUUUGCCCUGCGCUAAUUAGCCCAGCUCGGCGGAAGCACAAGCUAACGAAGCGGGAAGGUACCACCUGCGUCCUCGUGUCCUUCCCCUUCAUCUUCAACCCCUGCCUGGGUUGCAAGGAGAACACGCCGCAGUGGGCAGCCUUCAUCUACUACCUCCCCUUCAUCGUCAUCUUCCAGUUCGGCUGGGCAGCCACACAGAUCUCCCACUUGUCUCUCAUCCCUGAGUUGGUGACCAGUGACCAUGAGAAGGUGGAGCUCACAGCUUUCAGGUAUGCCUUCACCGUCAUGGCCAAUAUCACUGUGUAUGGCCUGGCCUGGAUCCUGCUGAACUUCCAGGUGGACCAGCCUGACCGCACAGAGCACCUGGGCAUCCAGGAUGUCCCUAUAUUUCGGAACCUGUCCCUCAUUGUGGUGGGGCUGGGGGUCGUGUUCUCCUUCAUCUUCCACCUGGGCACCAAAGAGAAGCCAUACGCGCCGAGCUCGUUGCCCCAGCUGGAGGAGAGCACGCCCCUGCUGCAGAAGGAGCCCGCGAGCCCCCCGCAGCCACUGCUGAUGUGGAAAGACUGGCUGCUGGAGCCUGCCUUCUACCAGGUCGCAGUGUUGUACAUGUCUACCCGGCUCAUCGUUAACCUGUCCCAGACCUACAUCACCAUGUACCUCACCAACUCGCUGCUGCUGCCCAAGAAAUACAUUGCUACCAUCCCCCUGGCAAUGUACAUCAGUGGCUUCCUUUCCUCCUUCCUGAUGAAGCCUGUGAAUAAGUGGAUAGGUCGAAAUCUGACCUACUUCGUGGGCAUCCUGGUGAUCUUGGCCUUUGCCUCCUGGGUGAUCCUGGCCAGGCAGAUGGGAGCGGAGAUCUACGGGGCGGCUGUGCUGCUUGGGGCUGGCACUGCCAUUAUCCUGGUCACCUCCCUCUCCAUGACAGCAGACCUCAUCGGCACCAACACGCACAGCGGCGCGUUCGUCUAUGGUGCCAUGAGCUUCACGGACAAGAUGGCCAACGGCCUGGCUGUGAUGGCGAUCCAGAACCUGCACCCGUGCCCGACGGAGCUCUGCUGCCCUGCUUGCGUCAGUUUCUACCACUGGGUGAUGGUGUUGGUCACCGGAGGCAUCGCCAUCGCUGCCAUCGCCUCGCUGUGCUGCAUCAUGGUCUGGCCCAUCCGUAUCCGCUACCAUGGCUGCGGGGAGGCGGCGGGAGCCCCGUCCCGGCGGGAGGUGGCACGGCAGGGCUGGCUGUGGGGAUGCUCGCGGCGCUGCCCUCGGGGGGGACCCUCAUGGUAGGCGCGCGGGGCAGGGCCGCCGUCCUGCUGCUGCUGCUCCUGCACCCUGCUUGCCGCGCCCUCCUGGAGGGCAGGAUUUGGCCCCCGGGGCCACCGAGGGGUGGGCGCGGGGAGCCGCUCUGCCUGCUGGGGACGCGGGGUGCCCCUUGCCCCCCGCUCAGCCGCUGCCCCUCUGCCGGGCGCUGUGUCGUGCUGCGGGGUUGGGGGGGGGAGAGGGCAGACCCCUCCCCGCGCCGCCCUGGGGCCGUGCCAGCUACGGGAGCCUUGGGCCGGCGGCUGGGGAGCCCGGCGCUGGCCCCUAACCUGCCCCUUGCCCCCCACCC
This is a messenger RNA of Tyto alba (common barn owl), 3141 nucleotides long. RefSeq names its product major facilitator superfamily domain containing 12 (gene MFSD12). The transcript has 10 exons. The coding region runs from base 1515 to 2819 and encodes 434 amino acids. Gene Ontology annotation, cellular component: membrane. Gene Ontology annotation, biological process: carbohydrate transport. The record is from RefSeq and is a predicted model, not a curated record. Lineage: Eukaryota; Metazoa; Chordata; Aves; Strigiformes; Tytonidae. Gene Ontology annotation, molecular function: symporter activity.